AUGACUUUCCAAUCUGCCAAAGCCGAUGAGAAUGGAGACGUCAAAGAACGCAUCGACCAUUGCGAAUCCUCCAAAGGCACCAUGCAAGAUGAUCUGCACCAAGCUCAGCGCGCAGCUGAAGAGGAACGCGGAGCUACGUUCCUCCAGUCGAUCAAACAGCAUCGGGCUGCCGUCGCUUGGUCAGUCCUCCUUUCCACCGCAAUCAUUAUGGAGGGAUACGACAUGAAACUCAUCGGAUCACUCAAUGCCCAGCCUGCCUUUACUAGAAGAUACGGACAUCAGCUUCCAAACGGUGACUAUCAGAUCACUGCUGCAUGGCAAGCUGGGUUGUCCAAUGGUGCAUCAGUUGGAUCCCUUAUUGGCUUAUAUCUGAACGGUCAUAUAUCAGAGCAUCUCGGCUUUAACAAGGCUAUGCUAUUGUCCCUUAUCUUCAUGACAGCAGCUAUCUUCAUUCCCUUCUUCGCCCCAAGCGUUGAAGUUCUUCUGGUUGGACAAAUCUUUCAGGGCAUUCCUUGGGGCGUCUUUCAGACAUUGACGACGGCUUAUGCUGCUGAGGUUUGCCCUGUUCAUCUCCGUGGCUACCUCACAACCUAUGUGAAUCUAUGCUGGGUCAUUGGACAGUUUCUUUCCGCCGGCGUCUUACGCGCAAUGGCCACUCGUACUGACGAGUGGGCAUACCGAAUCCCCUUCGCCAUACAGUGGAUCUGGCCCGUCCCACUCAUCAUCGCUAUCUCUUUCGCGCCCGAGUCCCCUUGGUGGUGCGUUAGAAAGGGACGUAUCGCCGAUGCCAAAACCAACCUCCGCCGUCUUGUCGAUUCUCGAACCACUCCGGCCGAAAGCCUUGAUAAUAUGGUGAAGCUAAUGGAGGUUACAGUGAGCCAGGAGCGAGAGGCUGGCACUGGAAAGCAUUAUCCAGAUUGUUUCCGCGGUGUUAAUCGGCGUCGAACGAUGAUUGCGUGCUGUACGUGGGGAAUCCAGAUUCUAUCUGGCACCGGACUGCGAACAUAUGCAACCUACUUCUAUCACCAAGCAGGGCUUCCAACUACUCAAGCCUUCAACAUGAGUCUGAUCCAGUAUGCACUUGGCAUUAUUGGUGUCUGGAUUUCAUGGCUAAUGCUCCCGUAUUUUGGACGACGAACUAUGUAUAUCUGGGGUCUAGCUGGUCUUGAGAUAUGCCUUCUGGUUAUGGGAGGACUUGGUACAAGACCAACCACUUCUGUCAUGGGCUGGGCUAUUGGAAGCAUGCUUAUUCUGUAUACCCUUGUGUAUGAUAUUACUGUUGGCCCGAUCUGCUAUGCCCUCGUCUCAGAGGUACCUGCGUCCGAGCUUCGAAGUAAGACGGUUGUGCUAGCGCGGAUGACUUACAACAUGCUCAAUAUUGUGAGCAAUGUCAUCACACCUUACAUGCUCAACCCGGGGGCUUGGGCUUGGGGGGCCAAAACGGGCUUCUUCUUUGCUGGAACUUGUUUUCUAUCCCUGAUCUUCACGUUGCACUGUAUUCCGGAGACAAAGGAUCGCACAUAUGCCGAGUUAAACGUUUUGUUUCAGAGACGAACUAAGGCUUGGAAGUUUAUUGACGAGACGGUUAUAUUGAAUGCGGAAGAUUAA
Molecule: messenger RNA, 1608 nt
Organism: Fusarium proliferatum ET1
Lineage: Eukaryota; Fungi; Ascomycota; Sordariomycetes; Hypocreales; Nectriaceae
Exons: 2
Coding region: 1-1608 (535 amino acids)
Biological process (GO): transmembrane transport; carbohydrate transport
Cellular component (GO): membrane
Molecular function (GO): carbohydrate:proton symporter activity
Source: RefSeq, a predicted model, not a curated record